GAAAGUUGGAAAGAGCAGCGACAGUAGCUGGACUGAAAAUUAGAGCGUUUUAGCAUUACGUAUAGGUCAGUGCGCUGAGAGCGUGGAUGCAGAACCUGGAUGGGAAAUGACAACGGAGGUGUAUUAGGAGGACGCAAUAUCAUCAAUGACUCAGACAACCCCGAAGGCAAUUAUAGAAUUCCUGUUUUGCGACAUCCUUAUUUGACAUCCUUAUUUGACUGUUCAUGGAUUACUGACAUGGAAAGUAAGAACUUUUCAUUUCACUUGGUAGAACACCAACACCAAAAGCAGUUUCUUAUCUUUUUGGUAAACUUUGGAAUUUUUGCACUUGGAAGGAUCAUCCACGUGAGCCAUUUAGGAUUUUCCAUCUGAUUCCUGCCAAGUGCCAUUCCAGACUUGCUGCCAUUUCAUGGAGAGGGUUUACAGUCCAGUGUUGUAAGGCAAGCUCAAGCAAGGAGGACCUCUGUGGGAGACAGAGCAAAUGCACCAGAGGCAAGACUGCAGUUAACAUCACUUCCUUUGCCGGAAGACCUUCAUAAGACAAGGAGUCGUGGCCCAGUUAACUUGGUGGAGCAGGACCCCUUUGGUGUGUAGGGGACCCUAUAGAGUGAGGUGGUCCUCUGCUGUAAGGCUCUGCUGGCCAAGCUGCAACUAUGGACAUUGAGGCGAGGCCCGACCCCUCAUGCCUGGUGACCCCGCCUUCUCCCCCACCAUGCUGACUGGUGCAUCUCUAAUCUACAUUAUACUAGAGCUGGUGAUUGCGGUGCUGGCCGUGCUGGGCAACGUGCUGGUCUGUUGGGCAGUGUGCCUCAAUAGCAACCUGCAGAGCAUCACCAACUUCUUUGUGGUUUCCUUGGCGGUGGCUGACAUUGCUGUGGGCGUGCUGGCAAUACCCUUCUCCAUCACCAUCAGCACGGGAUUCUGUGCCCACUUCUACGGCUGCCUCUUCAUCGCCUGCUUCGUUCUGGUGCUCACGCAGAGUUCCAUCUUCAGCCUCCUUGCCAUUGCCAUUGACCGCUACAUUGCCAUCAAGAUCCCCUUGCGGUACAACGGUUUAGUGACGGGCCAGCGGGCCAAGGGGAUCAUCGCCAUUUGCUGGGUGCUGUCCAUAAUCAUCGGCCUGACGCCCAUGCUUGGCUGGAACAAAUAUACCAAACCCACCAACAGCACCUGCCCCACAGGCAUGAGGGAGUGCCUGUUUGAGGAAGUGGUCGUCAUGGACUACAUGGUCUAUUUCAACUUCUUUGCCUGCGUGCUGGUGCCCCUGGUACUAAUGCUGGGCAUCUACCUGCGCAUCUUCAUGGCGGCCCGGCACCAGCUGAAGCUGAUUGAACUGAAGGCUGUGCACGGGGAGAAAUCGCGCUCCACCCUGCAGAAGGAGGUCCACGCUGCCAAGUCCCUGGCCAUCAUCGUGGGGCUCUUUGCCGUCUGCUGGCUCCCGCUUCACAUAAUCAACUGCUUCACGCUCUUCUGCCCGGAAUGCGCUCGCCCCAGUGUCUGGAUUAUGUACCUGGCCAUCAUCCUGUCCCACGCGAACUCGGUGGUCAACCCGUUCAUCUACGCCUACCGCAUCCGCGAGUUCCGCCAGACCUUCCGCAGGAUCAUCCACCGCCACGUGCUGGGACGGCCCGAACACUUUGAGGCCGGCGGCAGCACCCGCACGUCCACCCGCACCAGUAUGGUCGACGUCUGCUCCACCAAGGUGAACGGGUUCACCCUGGACUCGUACGCCGAGCACAGCAGCUGCAGCAGCGGCGUUGGCGCUGGAGGCAGUGUGCCCGGGGUCCCCCCCGACUCAGACAGCGCCCAGAAUACUGCCAGAGGAAGCCCGGACAUGAGCACCGUGCCAGGCGCCAUGCUUUCCCAGCCAGGGUUCGUCCCCAAAAUUCACAUUGUGGAAGUCCCUCUCUCCUCCCAACCGCCACAGCAGCCGCAUGUCGUGGGACGCACCUUGCAGAAUGGGGGCAAGCGCCACCCUUCUCCGGGGUCAGAGAUUAUGGAGGUCAAGGAGAGCAAGGAGCUCUCCGCUGCCAAACAAGUAAAAUCACUGUUCCUUAAACAGACAGACCACUGUCCGGAGCUCACACAGGUGUCAUGAUGGCUCCAAAAAGUGGAAAACACUGCACUGUAGUAUUUAGUUGUAGUUGUAGUAUCCCUGUACUAUUUAUUACCUUGCCUGGUGGAAAGAAAGGACCAAAAAACUAUCGGGCCUACAGAUGUGCUGGAAGGUUGCAGGGCUGCACCUUUAGCUCACAGGGGUUCUGUGAAUUAACCGGACUCCCACUCUAAUCUGGACCUCUGCUCCAGCAUUCCCAUUGGAUGGAUUUGGGUGGGAAGGGGGAGGGGGGUAGGAAGUAUCAAUGCAAACAAUGAAUUUUAAGACUGCCACUCUUUUUUAAAGUGUUCUAACCUUUCAUGAGUCAGAAUUGUUCAAUUGAUAUUAAUGCGUUAGGAGCAGGGCCAGAGAUGGGCAGCCUGCAGUGGGGCUCCAGGGACAGGAAGGUGCAGGUACAGUCCAACACUACUGCCCUUCCCCCCACUUUCCUUGGGAGCAAUUCCAACAAAUUUAUUAAAGUCUUAAUUAUUCCUGCAGAUCAUCCACCAUAAAAGACCAACCCUCUCCUCAGACAGAGAUACAAGCCCUCACAAAAGUGUCCUAGAGGACAGACCAAGUUACUGUGGGAAUCAAUGAAUUUACGAUGUGGUCCUGUCACUAAAUUAGCCUGCUUGAAAUGUCUGUUGUCAGGGAAAAACUUUUCUAGAAGAGCUUUUUCUGGCCAAAUUGUCUCACAGGGCCACCCUUGAGUGACCUUGUAUUAUUUUUGUCAUUUAUAAAAUGACGAUUUUUAUUUUUAUGUGGUGCCAGGUGUGAAGUGUAAAAACACCUAAUGGUCCAAUAGGGGUCUACAAGUUAUAUUGCAGCACUGUAGCCUGUGUCAUGCUAGGCAGUAACCUUGGGAGACUUUCCAUUGUAGCUUUCCAUUCCAAGGAGCAGGUAAAGAGUUUGUGAAAUUGAAAUUUAUUGUUUUUGUGAAAAGAUGGCAUUUAACUGCUGGAUGCACAAAUGGGCAUUAGAAAGAUAAUUAAAUCAAUUUAAGUCUAAUUUAUCAGUUCCCUACAGAUCAGUGCAUUUUAGGUUUACUGUUAAGACUUGUUACCAGCAACAAUCUCUGUAACACACAUUUCAACAAAGGUUGCAAUCUGGCUACAAAUAACCUAGUAAAAGUAAUUUCCUUUACAACUGUGUUUAUUGCACAGCUUGUUAACCACUCUGUUUACAAUUAGCUAGCUAGCAUAAGUGCUCCAUCCUCACUGCAGAUAGGCAGCACCUUCACAAAUUUUCAAUAAAAGAAAAAAAAAGUUUCAACAAAUGGCUGAGUAUCAACCUGAUAAACUGAUAAAUUGAUAAUCUAGCCAAUAUUAGGCAGAUGCUUCGCAGUAAGGUGUAUUUACAUUGCAUUAUAGUACAGCAUUACCACGCAUGCUCAAUGUUAUCAUUGGGAAUAGCUGAACUCAAAAACAAGUCGACAAAACCAGUCACAAUAUAGAUUUUUGACAUUAUAUUUUUUCACCAAAUCUAUACCACACAUACUUUGUAGCCAGUGGAAAAACACACAGAGUUGCUGUCCAGCAUGGAAGUCACGAAUGCUUUUGUUACAUCAAUGGUGAACCCUUGUAAAUAGGCACCUAAUGUGGCCUGUAAUCCACCUGAAAGUUCUUAGCCUGUAGUUAUGUCUCAAUUAGACCUGCGUUUUCCUGAAUGCUGGUGUGACAAUUGCAAAAAAUGAAGGUUUAAAUUAAUUGGAUUACAGUCAAAUAUAUCUACUGUAAAAAUCUGUGAUAUAAUCCAUGGUGAGAAACCAAAAUAAUACCAGUGACCACAAGACAUAACUGUGUAUGAACAUCAUCUGUCCAUGAUGGAGCCUCUUUACUUUUAGAUGUUUACAUACAAUGCCUGCCAUCCUGUUCCAAUUUUUAGGAAUAGAUGUAUUUAUGAUUGUAUAUCAUCUGAUGCUAAUUUAAAUGCAGUUUGUAAUACCUCCUAUCAGUCUUUGGUCUGCACCUGUGCCAGUGUGUUUGAAGACUGACUGAUUAGGCUAUGCUCAGCCCUCAGCUAUCCUCAGCCUGUCCGGUAGCCCUUGCAGAUGAGAAUCCCGUGUUAUUGAUCCAGAUGGAAGGCCCUGGUUAUAUCACGGAAUGGUUGUUGUGUCAUUUGUCUACUUUCCUUUCUUUCUGAGUUUGUUUGUUCAAUAACCCCCUGCUUUGAAGCCCAAAAGUAGGGGAAAGCCAUUAAGAUGAAUGUUAAAUGAAGUAUUUUUGUGCCUUUUUCAAAAAAAUAUAUUCACACAUUUUUUUCUGAGCCUGUGGUGUAUAGUAUUUAUCAGAUUCUGAGGGCAUGAAACAAGACAUUCUGAGGGCAUAAAACAAGUCAAUGUUGUACCUCCAUUUUUAAAUAUGAUUGUAUUAUUUAAUAAAAAUAUGUAUUGUAUAUA
Anguilla anguilla (European eel) is the source of this 4493-nucleotide messenger RNA. RefSeq names its product adenosine A2a receptor a (gene adora2aa). Gene Ontology annotation, biological process: G protein-coupled adenosine receptor signaling pathway; adenylate cyclase-activating G protein-coupled receptor signaling pathway. The record is from RefSeq and is a predicted model, not a curated record. Gene Ontology annotation, molecular function: G protein-coupled adenosine receptor activity. Gene Ontology annotation, cellular component: membrane. NCBI's taxonomy places the organism in Eukaryota, Metazoa, Chordata, Actinopteri, Anguilliformes, Anguillidae. The transcript has 4 exons. Bases 683 to 2098 code for a protein of 471 amino acids.